This is a messenger RNA of Paramormyrops kingsleyae, 4078 nucleotides long. It is a transcript of the gene esf1, whose product is annotated as ESF1, nucleolar pre-rRNA processing protein, homolog (S. cerevisiae). The record is from RefSeq and is a predicted model, not a curated record. NCBI's taxonomy places the organism in Eukaryota, Metazoa, Chordata, Actinopteri, Osteoglossiformes, Mormyridae. Gene Ontology annotation, biological process: rRNA processing. Gene Ontology annotation, cellular component: nucleus. Gene Ontology annotation, molecular function: RNA binding.
AUUUGUGAAAUAUAACGAUUCACGAAUAUGUAUCCCCUUGCGUUUUUGUGUUUUCUUAAAAUCUAAGAUUAACUGGCGUUCUGAUAGCAACCACCGAUUCACCUGUGAUUAAAGCGUGGCUCACAAGCUGCGGCGACACUUUUUCUCUCUGGGUGUAUCCCUGAAGACUCAACCAUGACUUCCAAGAAAGCUCGGGACAGUGAUGACCGCUUCCUUCGCGUGAAGAAAGACCCCCGCUUCUGGGAAAUGCCAGAGAGGGAGCGCAAAAUAAAGAUCGACAAGAGGUUCCAGUCUAUGUUUCACGACAAACGCUUCAAGUUGAAGUACACUGUGGACAAGCGUGGCCGACCAUUCAACCACUCAUCGUCAGAGGACCUGAAGCGUUUCUAUGAGCUAACAGACUCUGAACAGUCUGAUGACCAGGACGAGCAGGUGGACGAGAAGCAGAAAAAAAAGAAGCAGAAGUCUAAAGUCAAAGCGGGUCCUGAAGAAAAAACCCAGGCUGGGGAACCACUGGAGGAUCUGCAAGAGAAAACAGCCCUGGAGACAAGUAGAAAACCUCUAAAACCGAAGAGGACUCUGGAGAGGUCUAGCAAGCCUAUGGCAGCUCAGAGUGUUAAGGGAGUGACAAAGUAUGAACAAGGUCAAAAAAUGCAGGCAGAGGAAGAAAAGGAAAUGUGUGUUCAGGGUGAUGAAGAACUUUUGGAUUCUGGGGCUGAUCUCUCUGAGCAAUAUGAGACGGACGAGGAAGGGGACGAGGAAGGGGAUGAGGAAGGAGAGAGUGCCAGUGACUCCGAGGAAGAAUCAGAGGAGGACAGCGACAGUGGGCCUGACUUAGCAAGGGGGAAGGGCAACAUCGAAACAAGCUCAGAUGAAGAUGAGGAAGAUGAGAUAAAUGAAUUGCUGCGCCGUGAAGAAGAAGAGAUCCAGCAUGACUGGGGUGAAAUGUGGAAAGACGCCCCUCGAAAUGAUGACGUCACCCAGAGACUCGCUGUGUGCAACAUCGAUUGGGACAGACUUAAGGCGAAAGAUUUGCUGGCAUUGUUCAACUCUUUCAAGCCCAAAGGAGGGGUUGUGCUGUCUGUUAAGAUCUACCCCUCAGAGUUUGGGAAGGAACGGUUGAAGCUAGAACAGGCCCAAGGACCAAUGGAGCUGGUUGCAUUGCCAGAGGAUCCGGAGUUGGACACAGAGGAAGAAAGGAUUUACCGGGAGAAGAUGAGGGACUACCAGUUUAAGCGUAUGCGGUAUUACUAUGCUGUCGUCGAGUGCGACAGCACAGAAACAGCUGGCAAGAUCUAUGACGAGUGUGAUGGCUAUGAAUAUGAGAGUAGUAGCUCCAUGCUGGAUCUCCGGUUUAUUCCAGACGACCUCACCUUUGAUGAGCCGCCAAAAGAUGUUGCCACAGAUGUGGACUUGGCUGCCUACAACCCCAAAUAUUUCACCUCAACUGCGAUGGCAACAUCAAAGGUGGAAAUGACCUGGGAUGAAACGGACCAUGAGCGGGUCACCACUCUAAACAGGAAGUUCAAGAAGGAUGAGAUUCUGGACAUGGACUUCCAGGCAUACCUGGCCUCCUCCAGUGAAGACGAUGAUGAGAAGGAGGACGAAGAUCUAGAAGGCGAUGAAGACCACGGAGUGGAGAAGAUAGCCAAGAAACCCCACAAGAAUGACGCAGAGCAGAUUGCAAAGUACCGGGAGCUGCUGAAGGACAUUCAGCACAAGGACGUGAAGCUGGAGGACAAAGCCAUGGAGAUGGAGGUCACUUGGGUCCCAGGUCUGAAGGACACGACAGAGCAACUGGUGAAAAAGAAACUGGAGAGUAAGGUCCUGCUGACCCCAUGGGAAGAAUUCCUGCAGAAGAAGAAGGAGAAGAAGAAACAAAAGAAAGCGGAACGCAAGCAGGCUGCCCCUCAGUCUGACCUAAGUGAUGAUGACCUACCACCUGACGUUGACCUCAGUGAUCCGUACUUCACUGAAGAACUUGGAAUAUCAGGGUCUGAACUGAAAACAAAGUCCAAGAAGAUGAAAAAAUCUAAGGAGGAAGAGAGGACACCGGAAGAAGAGGCUGAGCUAGAAAGGCAAAAGGCGGAGAUGGCGCUGCUGAUGGAUGAUGAGGACGAGGAAGACGCGAAGCGCAAACACUUCAACUACGACAAGAUCGUGGAGCAGCAGAACCUGAGCAAGAAGAAGAAGAAGAGGCUGCAGAAGCGGAAUGAGCUGCAGGAGGAGGAUGACUUUGAGGUUGAUGUAAAAGAUCCUCGCUUCCAGGCCAUGUUUACCUCGCACUUGUAUAACCUGGACCCCUCGGAUCCAGGCUACAAGAAGACCAAGGCCACCCAGAGGAUCUUAGAUGAGAAGCAGCGGCGACGAGAGGUGCAACAGCAGGAGGAAGUCGUGAAGAGGAGGCAACAGGAGACGGAACAGGAAGUCGGUGGCAAGCAGCAGCCAGCUGGGCCAAAGAAGGCCAUGGACCCUGGGCUGUCCAUGCUCAUCAAGUCCAUCAAAAACAAAACAGAACAGUUUCAGGCCAGAAAAAAGCAAAAGACAAAGUAAGGUCAACAUGAAAUAUAGGUGGGCAGACUGGAACAGAUUAGUGGCCUGAAAGCUUAUCGCAUUGAGUAGUUUGUAUAAUUAACUCUUAAACAGAAUCAUCAAGAAUUUUCUUGUCAGAAAUCCACCCGAACGGAUUAUCUCAUUAAAACCGUCGGAUUAAUAAUGCGGCGUGUGGAGUUGCAUCUGUCUGUCCCAGAAUGUCCAGGAAGUUCAGCCCGUUUUGAAGUGCAUUCCCCAGUGGAAUGCACUGGUAUUAAUGGCUCCUUUCAAGCUUCCGGCAUGAACCACUGAUGGAAGAAGACUUUUAUGUUGUACAAAGGAGCCUCUCAUGUCCUUGUUUUGACUUUGGAAUGAUAAGAAAAGUAACCGAACUUAAAUCUCGUCCUUCCAUUCGGUGAAACACUGGCUGAGGGGAACACAAUCCUUUUUCGCGAGUGACCCUGACCGUGGCUGAAGCGGAGGGAAGAAAUUCCAUGAGGCCAGUUGAGUGAAAUAUGAUCCCAUUUGUUCAAGAUCCCAUGGAUAGUUCCUUUUUUAAAAUUCUGAUAAUCCGCAUGAAGUGUUCCCUGUGUCGUGUGCUUUUAAUUUAGUUUUUUGUGAAGUCCUCCUUGAUUCCUAGAGCAUGCUUGUGUCAUGAGUCAUAUAGGGGUUCAGAGAUUUUUAGAUGUGCUUGUUUAUUAAACAGCUGUAACUAGCAUGGUUCACUGUAAAACUGUGUCGUCAAUGGGUCAUCUCACAAAUUAAUUCCUUUUGACUGAACAAAGUCAUCAUAAUGGUUUUCCAUCAUCCGCGUUAAUUCAUGGAUCUCCCCAGUUAAACUUGGUCUCUAAUUCUGUAUUCCUGGAGAACAGGGCCCGUAUUCACAAAGCAUCUUAAGGCUAAAAGUAGCUCCUAACUUGCCGAUUUAAGAGAAACUCCUAAAAAUAAUGGGCGUGUCAGUCCUAAAUGCAGGACUCCUGGGUUCUUUUGACUAAGAAUAAUUCACAAAGCCCCUUAUCAAUAAACGUAGCACUGGGAGAACUAAAAGUAGUCGAGAGGACUCCUAAGUCACUAAGACCAAUUCACAAACAACCGCAAAAUGGCUGCUUUCAAUCCACGUCGCAAUGUCUUGGAAACAUUAAACAAACACUGAAUUGCUUAAAGGAUACCGCCUCAGUCAGGAGGGAAUAAUGAUUGUUGUGGAGCUUGUGAGGGAUGCAAUAACAUCUCCAACAAACCGAAGCAGCCCAAUCAUACACAGUGGAAACUGCUUAUAGUGAUCACGUCUGGGUGAAAUUGAUCACUAUAAGCAGAUGAUCAUUAUAACCAAUUUUUUUUCUUUAUGUCUCAACCAUAUGACCAUCCAAUUGACAUUUGUAUAUUCAUUACAUGUAUAUAAGGUAAAACGGACGGCCUCACUAUGUACUGCAUUUUAUUGACGUUCAAUACACAGCUGUUUGAAAUGCUUUUCAAAUUACUGAACUGUGUAUAAUUGAAAUAUGCUAUAAUACAAUAAAAUAUUCCUCACUGUAGGUUCGCUGCUGCA